Apis mellifera (honey bee) is the source of this 2019-nucleotide messenger RNA. RefSeq names its product major facilitator superfamily domain-containing protein 1. Gene Ontology annotation, cellular component: lysosome. The record is from RefSeq and is a predicted model, not a curated record. The transcript is spliced from 7 exons. Gene Ontology annotation, biological process: transmembrane transport. Bases 1 to 1542 code for a protein of 513 amino acids. Gene Ontology annotation, molecular function: transmembrane transporter activity. NCBI's taxonomy places the organism in Eukaryota, Metazoa, Arthropoda, Insecta, Hymenoptera, Apidae.
AUGGAAGGAGGCAUAUUAGAAAGUCCAGAGACUACUCUUGAGAGAUAUGAUGAUGAGAUUGCGCUUCAAGCUUGCUGUAGUCCUAAAAGGAGACUGCAUAAGUUUAUUGGCCUCGCAUUGAUGUGUCUCUUAGGCUUUGGUGCGUACUUUUGCUUCGAUAAUCCUGGCGCUUUACAGGAUGAUUUUAAAACCGACUUGCAAAUGCCAACCAGCAAAUUUGUUUUGCUUUAUUCCAUAUAUUCGUGGCCGAAUGUUAUUUUAUGUUUUAUCGGCGGAUUUUUAUUGGAUAGCAUAUUUGGCAUACGUCUAGGAACAAUUAUAUAUAUGGGACUUACACUGAUUGGUCAGAUUAUAUUUGCAACUGGAGCUAUAAUCAAUGUUUUUUGGUUGAUGAUGGUUGGGCGUUUUGUGUUUGGUAUUGGUGCGGAAUCAUUAGCUGUUGCUCAAAAUAGUUAUGCUGUUUUAUGGUUUAAAGGAAAGGAACUCAAUUUAGUAUUUGGAUUGCAGCUAAGUUUUGCUAGAGUUGGUUCAACCGUGAACUUUUUAGUAAUGGAACCAAUUUAUAAUUACGUGUCACAAUAUUAUAAAGGACCACAAUGUAUCGGCAUAGUUCUCUUUCUUGCUGCUCUCACUUGUGUAGUAUCUAUGAUCUGUGCAUGUGUAUUGGGUAUUAUGGAUAAACGUGUAGAGAGAUUAUUGAGAAGGGGAGAGGGACAAGAGCACGAGGUCGUUAGUUUAACAGAUAUUAAAGAUUUCAAAUUAAUAUUUUGGUUGAUUGCGCUCAUUUGCAUUGCUUAUUAUGUGGCAAUAUUUCCGUUUGUUGCCUUAGGAAAAGUAUUUUUCGAACGAAAAUAUUCGUUUGAACCAUCAAAUGCAAAUACAGUUAACUCACUCGUAUAUUCCAUAUCGGCUGUUGCAUCUCCCAUUUUCGGCUAUCUUGUUGAUAGAACCGGAAAGAACGUUUCUUGGGUGUUUACCAGUAUUCUUGUAACUAUAAUAGCUCAUGGAUUACUUGCAUUUACAUAUAUGAAUCCUUAUGUAUGCAUGAUUCUUAUGGGAAUAGCAUACUCUAUGCUCGCUAGUAGUUUAUGGCCAUUGAUUGCACUUGUCACUCCAGAAUAUCAGCUUGGUACUGCUUAUGGAAUUGCACAGGCUGUACAAAAUUUGGGUUUGGCUAUAGUUUCAAUUUUAGCUGGUAUAAUCGUUGAUCGGGGAGGAUACUUUAUGCUUGAAAUGUUUUUCUUGGGUUGGCUAUGGAUUUCAUUGAUAACUGCUGUUGCAAUCUGGAUGACAGAUAUAGCAACUAGUGGCGGUUAUCUGAAUAUGACACCAAGUCAAAGGGAAAAAUAUGAAGAAAUACGACGUUCACCGGAAAGUUUCGAAAGAGCGAAGUUAUUGGCUCCAGAAUCUACUUCGGAUUUAUCCACUGAUGAUCUUUUACAACCACAAUCUGAUAUUAGCAUUAGAAAUCGAUAUCUUUCUCGCAUUGGAGGAAUGGUACCACCUAAUGUAAAGGCUCCAAUUCAUCGGCCAUUACGAUGACGAAUUUUACUUAGAUAAAUAUGAAAUAGCUAUAUUUGUUUAAUAUCUGAGUAAAAGAAUUUGCUCACUGUGUCUUCCUCUUACACAGCAUUAAUCUGUGAUAAUUUCUUAAUUGAUGCGUUUGAAAUCAACUAAGAUUCAUUUUUAACAAAUCGAUUAAUAGAUAUUUUAUUAACGAACUAACGUCGAAAUAUGUCGAAACAUGGUUGGAAAAUGAUAAAGAUAUAUACAUUAUUUGUUUUUGGUAUUCAUUAUAAUUACAAAUUUUAAUAAUAAUAAUACGAUCUCACAUAACGAAACAAUGUAUUUAUAACAUUAAUAUAACGAACAAAUCAAGAAUUAUUUUCUACCUCUUAUUUUAAAAAAAAGAUUUUAAAUUAAUUGUUAUUUAAAACCUAUAACAAGUUGUAGCAUGUAAAUGUAUUUUAAUGCACAUUUAACCAUGUAUAGCCAAAUCAAAACAAAAAUCAUGAUUUA